AUGGCUGCUAAUCACGGAGCCCUUAACAAUCUACUACCAUUGACCCAUAAGCGCAUGGUUGCUGCUUGGUUGGAGGAGGAUUGCCCGAGCUUAGAUUAUGGUGGAUUUGUGGUUGGAGAGGUCGAGGGUGAAGCGAAGCUGCUCGGCAAAAGCAAGGGAAUGGUGGCUGGUGUUCCUUUCUUCGACGAGGUUUUUGCGCAGCUAGGUUGCACCGUUGAAUGGAAAGUCAAAGAAGGUGACAAAAUCGAGCCUAUCACAGUUUGUGCCAUCGUCAGGGGUCCAAUGAGGAAACUCCUCCUCGGCGAACGGGUUGCACUAAAUAUCUUGGCUCGUUGCUCAGGGAUCGCCACCAAGGCAUCAUCCCUUCUCACCAUUCUUCGAUCCCAUGGAUGGGGCGGUAUCCUAGCAGGUACCCGCAAGACCACACCAGGCUUCAGACUCGUUGAAAAAUAUGGUAUCAUUGUUGGGGGUGCUGAUCCACACCGUCAAGACCUAAGUUCAAUGACCAUGCUCAAGGACAACCAUAUUUGGGCCUGUUACAAUAAAGACAGAGCAUCUCACAGCAGUAGCGGCGAGAAUAUAACAAUCGCAGAUGCGAUUCCUUCUGCCGUCGAUGCUGCACGAGCGGCUGGUGGUUUCGCUGUCAAAAUCGAAGUCGAAUGCCGCAGCAUCGAGGAAGCGAAUGCGGCUAUCGGUGCCGGCGCAGACAUUAUAAUGUUGGAUAAUUUUUCCCCUGAAGAAGUUCGUCAAGCAGCUCGGCAGCUGAAAGAUGAGUGGGAUGCAAAAGGCAAACCAAGAGGAAGCUUCUUAAUCGAGGUCAGUGGCGGUUUGAGAGAAGAAAACGUCGCAGACUUUGCAUGUGAGGAUGUUGAUAUACUGUCAACGAGUAGCAUCCAUCAGGGUGUGGGUAUCGUGGAUUUCUCGUUGAAAGUGACGAUAAGUUGAGGCGCGAGAAGCCCGUGGCUCCGGGUAUAAGUUGAGUUCAAUUUGUUGAAUUUAUGCAAAAGGCAAAGAGGUGGAAGCGGUGACGCUUGAAUCAAAUUUGUAAAUACGGGAGCCUACCAUUAGAUGCAAUAAGUGGAUGUACUC
This is a messenger RNA of Coccidioides posadasii C735 delta SOWgp, 1089 nucleotides long. RefSeq lists its product as uncharacterized. Gene Ontology annotation, cellular component: cytoplasm. Gene Ontology annotation, biological process: quinolinate catabolic process; NAD+ biosynthetic process. Gene Ontology annotation, molecular function: nicotinate-nucleotide diphosphorylase (carboxylating) activity. The record is from RefSeq and is a predicted model, not a curated record. Lineage: Eukaryota; Fungi; Ascomycota; Eurotiomycetes; Onygenales; Onygenaceae.